AUGAACCAAAUCAAGACCGGGGAGGACCUAUGCCAUAGAUAUGUCUCCAUCGUCGUGAUAUUUCGAGGGUUAUUCCAGAUGCUCGUGGCAUUUGACAGGGUUUCCCGCAACGAUCCUGUGGAGUUCGAUCUCGGCAGAGCAUCAAAUUCCGGGGCAGCAACUACGUUGUGCUUUUCAAAUAGCAAUAUGCGCGGCAAGAUAAUCAGGUUGACAAUGCAGGUGAUUCCAAGUGAGUACUCCAAGUACGGUGGAGACCAAGCGGUCGUCGUCGGGUUGAUGGAGAGUAAUGACCACAGGGUCAAGGCAUAUGGUGGGAUGAAAGAGGCGAAACGUGAUACCUUUGGUAAGGCCAGGGCAACGAUGGUGAGUUUGACGGCCAAAACGAGCAAUAGGUAUGGCUUCCAAGCCUCGAAAGUUCAGAAUCAGGAAUAUGAAUACGAAGGUUCCACUGUCCGUUUUCGAGUAAUAGUAGAUAGAUGCUUUGCUCCAAAGUCAUUUGGGUCGGCUUAUGGGAAGUGGCGUGGAAGAGAUCUACGGGCACUGCAAGUGACGAUCAAUACCUGGACUGAUGUCAUUCGGGGACUGCCAUGCUAUUGA
Verticillium alfalfae VaMs.102 is the source of this 597-nucleotide messenger RNA. RefSeq lists its product with no specific name. NCBI's taxonomy places the organism in Eukaryota, Fungi, Ascomycota, Sordariomycetes, Glomerellales, Plectosphaerellaceae. The transcript has 2 exons. The record is from RefSeq and is a predicted model, not a curated record. Bases 1 to 597 code for a protein of 198 amino acids.